Larimichthys crocea (large yellow croaker) is the source of this 4524-nucleotide messenger RNA. RefSeq names its product phosphorylase kinase, beta (gene phkb). Gene Ontology annotation, cellular component: phosphorylase kinase complex. Bases 34 to 3300 code for a protein of 1088 amino acids. The record is from RefSeq and is a predicted model, not a curated record. The transcript has 31 exons. Gene Ontology annotation, molecular function: calmodulin binding. Gene Ontology annotation, biological process: glycogen metabolic process. Lineage: Eukaryota; Metazoa; Chordata; Actinopteri; Sciaenidae.
UAACUUUUUUAAGCAAACUUGACUCGUGUAAACAUGGCGAGCCUGGCAGAUGUCGGCUGGAAACUCCUGGAAUUCAAAGCCCGAUCAAAAAGAUCAGGAUCCAUCUAUGAACCUCUCAAGCUGUCCAUUCUGCAUCGUGAGGAUGAGCCCCUAUGGGAGAAGCUGGACCGCUACUACAGUGCUGUCAAGGAAACCAUUCUGAACUACCAGAGUCCCACCACUGGCCUUUUCCCGGUCAAAACAUGCUCCACCUGCAAGGAGGCCAAGGUCCGGGACUCUCUGUACUGUGCUGCUGGUGCCUGGGCCCUGGCUUUGGCCUACCGCCGCAUUGAUGAUGACAUGGGGCGGACUCAUGAAUUGGAGCAUUCUGCAAUCAAGUGCAUGAGAGGGAUCCUCUACUGCUACAUGAGACAGGCUGAUAAGGUAGAGCAGUUUAAACAGGAUCCCAGUCCCUCCAAGUGUCUGCACUCUGUGUUCAAUGUAGACACUGGUGACGAGGUGUACUCCAACAGUGACUACCACCACCUGCAGAUCGAUGCUGUCUCUCUGUUUCUGCUGUACCUGGUGGAAAUGAUCUGCUCUGGCCUGCAGAUCAUUUACAACACUGAUGAGGUUUCCUUCAUCCAGAACCUGGUGUUCUGUGUGGAAAGAGCCUACAGGGUGCCUGACUAUGGCAUAUGGGAGAGAGGCAGCAAAUACAACAACGGCAGCACCGAGCUGCAUUCCAGCUCUGUGGGCCUGGCUAAAGCUGCUCUGGAGGCCAUCAAUGGAUUUAACCUGUUUGGAAACCAGGGCUGUUCAUGGUCGGUGAUAUUUGUGGAUCUGGACGCCCACAACAGGAACAGGCAAACCCUGUGCUCCCUACUGCCCCGAGAGUCUCGUUCACAUAACACAGAUGCAGCCUUGCUUCCAACCAUCAGCUAUCCUGCAUUUGCUGUAGAUGAUGAUGCCCUCUACAGUCAGACACUGGACAAGAUUGUCCGUAAGUUGCGCGGGAAGUACGGCUUCAAACGUUUCCUCCGUGAUGGCUACCGCACAGCUAAUGAAGACAAGAAUCGACGCUACUACAAACCUGCUGAAAUGAAGCUUUUUGAUGGAAUCGAGUGCGAGUUUCCCAUAUUUUUCAUCUACAUGAUGAUCGACGGAGUGUUCAGAGGAAAUAAAGCUCAGGUCAAAGAAUACCAGGACCUUCUUGAACCCAUCAUCUUCCAGUCUUAUGAAGGCCAUGCUGUGAUCCCCAAAUACUACUACGUACCGGCUGACUUUGUGGAGGCGGAGCAGAACAAGCAUGGAAGCCAGAAGCGUUUCCCUAGCAACUCUGGUCGUGAUGGGAAGAUCUUCCUGUUUGGUCAAGCACUUUACAACAUCGCCAAGCUGCUGGUGGAUGAGCUGAUCAGCCCUAAAGAUAUUGAUCCCAUCCACCGCUACGUGCCCCGGCAGGACCAACGCAAUGUCAGCAUGCGAUACUCCAAUCAGGGUCCCAUCGAGAAUGAUGUUGUGAUUCACGUGGCACUGAUAGCAGAAAGCCAGAGACUGCAGGUCUUUCUGAACACCUAUGGCAUUCAGGCACAGACACCCCAGCAGGUGGAACCUAUCCAAAUCUGGCCUCAGAAGGAACUGGUUAAGGCAUACCGUUUCUUAGCCAUCAAUAAGAAACUGCAGUUGAGUGGGCGUCCAGAGAGGCCUGUAGGCUGCAUCGGGACAUGCAAGAUUUAUCGUAUCCUGGGCAAGACGGUGGUGUGCUACCCAAUAGUUUUUGAUCUAAGUGACUUUUACUUGUCCCAAGAUGUUAUGCUGCUGAUUGAUGACAUUAAGAAUGCCCUGCAGUUCAUCAAGCAGUGCUGGAAGAUGCAGGGACGUCCUCUCUUCCUCGUUCUUAUCCGCGAGGAUAACAUCAAAGGGAGUCGCUUCAACCCAGUCUUGGACAUGCUGGCCUCAUUCAAGAAAGGCAACAUUGGAGGGGUCAAGGUUCAUGUGGACAGACUUCAGACCCUGAUAUCUGGAGCAGUGGUGGAGCAGUUGGACUUUUUGCGUGUCAACGAGGCAGAGAUCCCAGAGUUUAAGAGCUUUGAGGAGCUGGAGCUGCCCAAACACUCCAAGGUGAAGAGACAGACCAGUACACCCAACGCCUCAGACCUGGAGCAGCAGCCAGAGAUCAGUGUGGAGGAAUGGCUCCACAAGCCUACCCAUGAGAUCAUCCAGAAGUUUCAUGACUGCAACUGCUUGGCCAGUCAGGCUCAACUUGCAGGGAUCAUUCUUAGGAGAGAAGGACCAGGCUUCCUCUCCAAAGAUGAAAACAUGAUGGAUGAGCUGGAGAGAAUCUACAGAAGAGCUGGCAGCAGAAAGCUUUGGCUGGCAGUGCGCCAUGCUGCCGUCAUUAUCAAGAAGUUCGCCAGCUCUAUAGCUCCUCACAUCACCACAAUACUGGUGCAUGGGAAACAGGUGACCCUCGGUCUAUUUGGGCAAGAGGAGGAGGUGAUCUCCAAUCCACUGUCACCAGGGGUGAUCCAAGGCAUCAUCUACAGCAAGUGCUCUCCUCACGGCGAUGAGCGGGAAGCCGUUCUGCAGCAAGAGCUGGUCAUUCAUAUCGGAUGGAUUAUCUCCAACAACCCAGAGCUCUUCAGCGGCAUGCUCAAGAUCAGAGUCGGAUGGAUUGUCCAGGCCAUGAAACAUGAGCUGAAGAUCCGGGCGGGAGACAUGCCACCCCAGGACAUCCAUCAGCUCUCCCCCAGUGACAUCAAACAACUCCUGCUAGAUGUCCUGCAGCCACAACACACAGCCAGGUCUUGGCUGAACAGGCGUCAGAUCGAUGGCUCUCUUAACAGGACCCCUCUGGGCUUUUAUGAUCGUGUGUGGCAGAUCCUGGAGAGGACCCCCAAUGGUAUUGUGGUGGCUGGGACUCACCUCCCGCAGCAACCUACGCUUUCUGACAUGACCAUGUAUGAGAUGAACUUCUCCCUGCUGGUGGAGGACACGCUGAAGAACAUUGUUCUGCCUGAGUACAGACAAAUCAUAGUGGAGUUGCUGAUGGUGGUGUCUAUUGUGCUGGAGAGAAACCCGGAGCUGGAGUUCAGCGACAAGGUUGAUCUUGACGGCCUGGUGAAGGAAGCCUUUAACGAUUUCCAGAGGGACCGUAGUUCCUUUAAAGGCACAGAGAAACAGGAUGACAUGGAGGCUUUCUACAAAACACCACCAGUGGGAAAGAGAGGCACCUCCAGCUACUUGAGCAAGGCUGUUAUGAUCCAAUUGCUACAAGGGGAUGUCAAGCCCUGCAAGGAUGACCCCUGCUCUGUUAGCUAGAUUUACAACGGUAUGACCAUUAAUCUCAGCCUGCUGCAGUGUAGCCGUCAGAUGGUCCUGUGAGGACUAUUGACUAUCCAUCACAUGUAUUCAGAAGAUAACCUUUAACCUCAAAAAUGCUCCAAAUUGUCCACUCCUGCAAACUACACUUCCUGGACCUUUUCCUCAACAACAGUAGAAGCUUCAUUUGCAGUAGAUUAGCAUGUCUGCACAUUCACCAGUCGGGCAUAACUCAGUAGAGUUAAACUCACACGCACAAAAUCUCACCUAAAAUCUUGCUUUACCUCUACACAUUUUUGUAAUUUAAUCCUAUGUAAGGAAGUAAAUCAGCAGGGUUUUUUUUCCAAACUAUUUCUUUCAUUUUUGGUGCCUAGAAAUCAAGUUUAAAUGUUCUCUACACUGACAGGGCUCAGAUGUAACUGCUCAAAUUAUACCUCACCAGCAAUAACCUAUAGCUGUUAGUCCAUACAAGUCAUUGUAUUGUAUCAUGAGAGAUGUGAUUCUCAAAUUGAUGCAGUUGGCUUCCAGGGGCCUUAACAAUGCAUCACGUCACUGAUAUAAAGGUUUGCCAUAUUUCCGCUAUGAUCCAUAAGAAGAUGUACGAAUAUUGAUGUGGUUAUCCUCUUCUGAACUAUCUGUUGAUCUUUAGCAUCCGAAUGUUUGAGAAUUACUGCACAUACUAAUAUAUUUUGAUUUUAUAGUGUAUUACAAAGUAUAUUAUUCAGCUGAAAAUGUAUUCAUGUCAGAGUUAGGUGGUUGUUGAGUUUCUCUUCUUUUUCUCUGUCCUUGUCCUCUUACCUCUAUGCAUGCACAGUCUGCUGCAUGAGCAUCGGUAAUAUCUGCCAAAACCAUUGUGAUGAUUUCUUCUGAAAGUUAUAGCCUACAAAAUAGUUUCUGAGAGGACUGUUUUGCUCAGUAGGGCUCUGCAUGACAAUGACGGCUGCUCAACUGAAGUCCUGUGACUGAGGACCCUUUAGAAAUGCUGUUUUGUUAAAGGUGGGCAACAGAAAAUCCUGCUGUCAACCUUAGGUAGAAAUGAUAAAAGACUUAUUUUGACAUAUAUUAUAGUGUGCCUCUCUGAAUAUUAUCACUGUGAUGAAUCCAUCCAGCCUUUUCACUGUGUGUGUGUGUGUGUGUUGUUUACUGUUGUCAUUCAGAAAAAGUAUUUUUAACUCAAAACUGUAGUUUCAAAGAAUAAAGUUAUCGCUAAACCUGUUAACAUUU